AUGGCCGAGCCAACAUAUACUAUUUUCGUCCGGGUCCCCAUGCCCCGUGGUGACUUCGUCGACCCGCCACCGGUAAACUGGGACUCCGUCAAAGAUGAAGCAUUAUGGAAGAUCCUUUCCGGAGCUGCUAAGAAGCAGAUAGACUACAAGGGGACGAAGUGUAGGUGUCGAUCUUAUCACAGUUAUCAUACAGGCAAUACUCAUCUGAGGUGCAGCGCCGAUCGCUUCGAAGUUCCCGUCGAUUUCCUCCUUCAGCAGGUAGCAUACCUUACCGAAAGACAUGCUUCGCAGGUCCGCGCUCAAGUUCGAAAAGCUACCGCCGCCGUUCGUGGCUCAGUGCAAUCGCCAGUUCUAGGCGUCGACUCCGCCGGACCCGGUCAUCAAAGAACACAUUCGGCCAUGUCCAUCCGAAAAGACUCACCCAUGCCGCGCGCCGACGCAGGAAGCGGUACUGGUACUCCUCUCAACGCAUCAAUACGGCCGGUUGUAUCGCGAAAUCAAUCGACAAAUACUACAGUUCUGAGAGAUAUGACCGGAGGCUCAGCUUCCCCUCGACCUGGAACAGGGCUGGCUUCGCGGACCGGCGAGCGACGUCGUCUUUCAUCCUUACCAAUAUCAUCAGUUCCCGCCAAAUCACCAGAUCGAGCAGCUCAGCCGGAGCCAGCGCCAGAUGAACGAAGCCCGUCACCAGGCCCAGCCGAGGACAGUUCACCAACAUCGUCAGAGGACGAGUCUAGCCCCGCUCAAUCUCGCAUCAUUCGUCGACCUCCUCGGUUUCAGCAGCCUGAUGGAGGACAAUAUGAGGAUGACGACGAUGACGAAUCAGAGCCUGCGUUUCAACCAUAUACAUCUCCUUCCAACCAGACUUCGGCACAGGAUCUCGGCUCAACGCUAAGGGGAGAUGGGCGUAGCUCUGGCAAAAGGCAUCACAGGCCUCACGGAAAGUCCGCCAUCCAUCAAUCUCACACAUCUGAUUCUUCAGCCAGCUCUGCGGCCAUGGUACAAAAACCAGACAAGUCAGAUAAAACGACGGAGCAGCGAACGCCCGGACCUCUCUCACCACGCCGAACUGCAGAGUUGGCGGGACGUAGCCCGGGCAAUCAGAGCAAGGGCUACUCCCGCGAAGGUAGCGACGGAACGCCUAGUAUGGGUAGUAGUUAUAGUGAUCUUGACGUCUUAGACGCCUCAGUUACACAAUCUGCAUUAGAGGAGGCAUUGGCCAGUCAUAUGAACAGGGGUGCAGGAAGCCGCUUUAGCAUCAGCCAGGCUUUUCGUAGCCGUUACAAUACUGGCCCCAAUCAGUGA
Fusarium redolens is the source of this 1305-nucleotide messenger RNA. RefSeq lists its product as uncharacterized. Gene Ontology annotation, cellular component: phagophore assembly site. The transcript is spliced from 4 exons. The record is from RefSeq and is a predicted model, not a curated record. NCBI's taxonomy places the organism in Eukaryota, Fungi, Ascomycota, Sordariomycetes, Hypocreales, Nectriaceae. The coding region runs from base 1 to 1305 and encodes 434 amino acids. Gene Ontology annotation, biological process: autophagosome assembly.